Molecule: messenger RNA, 2959 nt
Organism: Styela clava
Lineage: Eukaryota; Metazoa; Chordata; Ascidiacea; Stolidobranchia; Styelidae
Source: RefSeq, a predicted model, not a curated record
AGUUUAUUAUAAAAAAUUUUCCAGACUUCAAAUUUAGUUUAAAUAAUCUUGGUGAUUUACGUAUCCUCAUUAGAAUUGUCGUAUUUUUUGAAUUGUGCAAAAUGUCGUACGCAUAUUUGUUCAAAUAUAUUAUCAUCGGAGAUACCGGCGUCGGAAAGUCGUGUCUUCUGUUACAAUUUACCGACAAAAGAUUUCAACCUGUCCACGAUUUAACGAUCGGUGUCGAAUUCGGCGCUCGGAUGAUCACAAUUGACGGAAAACAGAUAAAACUACAAAUAUGGGAUACAGCAGGCCAAGAGUCAUUUCGUUCAAUCACAAGGUCAUAUUAUCGUGGAGCCGCAGGCGCUCUACUCGUUUAUGACAUCACAAGACGUGAUACUUUCAACCAUCUGACGACGUGGCUAGAGGACGCUCGACAACAUUCCUCAUCUAAUAUGGUUAUCAUGUUAAUCGGAAAUAAAAGCGAUCUGGAAGCUCGACGUGAAGUCAAAAAGGAAGAAGGAGAAGCGUUUGCACGGGAGCAUGGUCUCGUAUUCAUGGAGACAUCUGCAAAGACAGCGGCAAACGUAGAAGAUGCAUUCAUUGAUACAGCCAAAGAGAUUUACGAAAAAAUUCAGGAAGGGGUUUUUGACAUCAACAACGAAGCAAACGGGAUUAAAAUUGGCCCCCAGCACUCCCCUUCAUCAUCAGGCCUUUCAGGGAAUCGUCCCCGGCAACAGAGCGACGGUGGGGGAUGCUGUUAAGAUUUCCUCUCAUAUUAAAGUGGUUAAAAUAAAGACUUACUGACAAAAUUAGCGGGAUUUCUUUUGCAAUAGCAUUUUUAAUGUAUAAAAAGGCUUUAAUAAUGAUGUUUAAGCCAACCCUGCUUACUGUGCUACCACCAGAGUUUCUUAUAAUUGUCUGUUCUGUGUUGGGUUUUAUUCAUCCAUGUUUGAAAUAAAAAAAUUAUGACAUUUAUAAAAAGUAUGUGUCUGUGGGACCAACUUAUGCUUUUGCACUGGUGGAUUUGUAAUGCAAGGAGGCUGUAACAAAUCAAAGAUCGCUAUUCUAAGACAUUCAAGAAUCUUGCUGCACAAUUGACAAUUCAUACUUUUACUUUAGAAGUCUAAAACUUUGUCCUGGUUUAAAGGCUCCCGAUAACCAAAAAAAAUUCCACUUGACUGAUUCCAAUAUAUUCAAAUAUUUUUAUAUUUAUCAGGAAAUACUUCUUAAUUAUAUAGCGAAUUACACCCUUCGCUCCAGUUAAUGUCACGAAUAAGAAUUAUUAACCAAUUAAAUAAUAAAUGGGUAAAUCUAGCAAGAUUUUUUGACUGAGUUGGUGACAUGUUUCACUUUUCAUCUGAGAAACUCUGUGGGGUUCGCAAAACGGUUUUAAGUACGUGACCACCGGCCUUUGUAUAUAUUUGUUUCUUGCACUAUUAAAGUUUCCUUGUAUAAGUCUAUAUGUCUGUUAAAAUGUGGAAAACUUUUCUUACAAUUUGCAGUCCUAUCUGUUUUCGUGGUAGCACUGAUUUCAGUUUGAAAUAUUGGUAUUUCGCUUAAGUUAGAGAUUUAAUUACUUUUCUGCAUUUAGUUGUAAUUUUCAGACCAAUACUUGGUCAUGGUAGCGCUGAUUUUUAAAUUAAUUUCCCUGUAAAAAUGGAUAUGACCAGUAUAUCUGCCCGAUUCAAUUAUUUAAAGAUUAUUCCAAAUUUGAAAAUCAUUUUAAAUUCAAAAUAGAUUUAUACUGUAUAGUGGCUUGGAAGUAAAAUUUCCGUCAUGUACAAACUAUCUGACUUUUUGUUGUACUUUCCUUUCUAAUGCUAUAGAAAAAACUGCCCCUUUUUCUAUGGCAAUCGAAAUAAUGUUGUAAACACUGUUUCCAAAGUGGGGUCCAAGACUAACACAGAGCCUUGUUCAAAUUUUCAGAAAUUCAUUUCAAAGAAUUUGAAUUUUAUUUACUCAUGGACAUUUUUAAUGGCUGCCAAGGUGACAUCUACAGGGCCUAGUCUAGAGCCAAAUUUUGACACAAUGAAUAAAAACGUCUUAAUAAUAAAAAUUCUUCUGUUUAAAUAUGAAUCCUGCAGUUUCUAGUGGGCCAUCCUAUAUAAAACCUUUUCUUCAUUUAUGCUUAUAUGUUGUCUACUGUAUAAAUAUCCCUUGGUACGUCUGAUUUAUGCUAGACUCUAUCCAUCUUUAUCAGUUUUUGUUAUAAUAAUUUUUUUUGAUUGUUGGAAAUUUUGUUCUUUGUGCCCAGGGAUGACUGAAAUAAAGGCUGUGGUGUUCAGAAAAUGUUUAGGCGUCCAAUAGGAAUAAAUCUUGGGUGACGAAUGUUUGGAGAGCAGGGGCUCUCCAAAAUAAAUAGCUUAAUAUGGUGAUAUUUUUCUGAUUCUUCAAUUUUAAAAUUGGCAAAAAAUAACUUUGUUUUUGGAUAUAACCUAAUUUUUCGAAUGGUAUAUAUUUCGUGUAUUUUAAAACUACCAUCAAUUCACUUGACAUGCCUUAAACAAAAUGCUAUAUUUCAGUUUUUGCCAUCCAUGUAGUAUCUGGGAAAAUUUACAUUCAGCAUCAUGUUGAGAAAAAUUCGACCCUGACUGGCAAUUAUAAACACUUUUGACUCAACUUCGAACUCUAAAAAAAAUCCAUUUUUGACAAUGAAAACUCUUUGUAUUCAAGCCUCCUUUAACUUUUGAGUCCCUGAGAAAAUUUUCUCUCUAUUUAUCCCCAUUGAUAUUCUGGGAAAUUCAAAAUUUAGAUGCUGACCCUGAACAGUUUGAAAACAUGUCAAACUAAGAGUCCCGGUCCUGGUUUUAGCCAUCCCUAUGUUUGGGUAAAAGCUACUAUCUUUGGCUUAUACAUAUGAUGGAUAUUGCAUUUGUUAGAUGUGCAAUUUUUCCGCCCCUGUAUGUACUGUAUUGUAUAUUAUUAUUAUUAUUGUGCGUAAAGUAGAAAGAAAAUAAUAAAUGUAAAUUGUUUUAAA